Molecule: messenger RNA, 1438 nt
Organism: Myotis davidii
Lineage: Eukaryota; Metazoa; Chordata; Mammalia; Chiroptera; Vespertilionidae
Product: gephyrin
Exons: 6
Coding region: 98-583 (161 amino acids)
Biological process (GO): Mo-molybdopterin cofactor biosynthetic process; molybdenum incorporation into molybdenum-molybdopterin complex; gamma-aminobutyric acid receptor clustering
Cellular component (GO): cytosol; dendrite; postsynaptic specialization
Molecular function (GO): molybdopterin molybdotransferase activity
Source: RefSeq, a predicted model, not a curated record
GUUUGUCUUUGUUUUUUCCAGCCCAGAUGACUUACUCAAUGCCUUGAAUGAGGGUAUCAGUCGUGCUGAUGUCAUCAUCACAUCAGGGGGUGUGUCCAUGGGGGAAAAGGACUAUCUCAAGCAGGUGCUGGAUAUUGACCUUCAUGCUCAGAUCCAUUUCGGCAGGGUGUUUAUGAAGCCAGGCCUGCCAACGACAUUUGCAACUUUGGAUAUUGAUGGUGUAAGAAAAAUAAUUUUUGCACUACCAGGGAAUCCUGUGUCAGCCGUGGUCACCUGCAAUCUCUUUGUUGUGCCUGCACUGAGAAAGAUGCAGGGCAUCUUGGAUCCUCGGCCAACCAUCAUCAAAGCCAGGUUAUCAUGUGAUGUAAAACUGGAUCCUCGCCCAGAAUACCAUCGGUGUAUACUGACUUGGCAUCACCAAGAACCACUGCCUUGGGCACAGAGUACAGGUAAUCAGAUGAGCAGCCGUCUGAUGAGCAUGCGCAGCGCCAACGGAUUGUUGAUGCUACCUCCAAAGACAGAGCAGUACGUGGAGCUCCACAAGGGCGAGGUGGUGGAUGUCAUGGUCAUCGGACGACUAUGAUGGUCACCAGCGGAGAAAGCUUUGAUGCAUGUCCACAUAUCAUUGACUGUAUCCUGUAAUAUGCAACGGCACAGCUAGUUUUUCUGAUUUGGAUAAAAGUUGAUCUGUAUAGUCAACAUCUUGAACUAUAUUUCAAAAGAAUUUAAAUACCUUUUAAAGAAAAAAAACACCUAAAAAUAAAUCUUAACAGAUAACUCUAUUCUGAUUAUAUCAAAGCAAAUUUUUCCUUUCUUGCAAAUUGCUUUGUGUGUUCAAUGCUAGGUCUGAUAGCGAUAGCUUUUAGUAGACAGCAGUAGGUGCCUGCAGAACUUGUGUUUUUCUCAUCUUUAAACAACUACUUAUGCUCUCAAAUCAAGGCUGUCUGCUUAUUUAUACUAGCGUAGGCAACACUUGGAUUUCCCUUCUUAGUAUGCUUCAUAACCGCUUUACAGAGAGCUUUCGCUUGUUCUUUAUCAUGUAUCUCGUGUUUAUGUGCACAGUGCCAACAGAAGAGCGACUGGGGGAGGCCCUGCCCUGCCUCCAGGAGAGCCAUCCCUCGCAGAGCUUCCGGGAAGUUUCUCACCCCAGGAGCCUCAUGGCACAGUACUCUUGGGCAGUAACUGGAUACCUUUUAUUUGAACAAUCUAACUGGGGGGAAAUGCUUCCUUAAGUGCUGACAGCCUUUUUAACCAAUACAUUUAAAAUUGUACAGAAAAAAAACCACAUAAAAUCAAAGACUGAUCUUGUACAGAUAUUAGUGUUACCAGCAUUCAUGUGGAAAUCAAGAGCAAAGAAAAAAUAAUGAUAACUCUGUACCAUAACAUUUUCUGUAAUGAUACUGAAACUUAAUGAAUAAAAAAAAUCCUUGAUCAUUAU